AUGCGACGGCUCGUUGACUUCCGCUCGAAGAAGAGCAAGGCGAAGGUAUCUGCAGAGCUGUCUUCAACAUCCUCAGGGUCAACAGAGCCGGCUGCCACGGCUGCGCAGGGCUUACAAGUGUGGGUCGCAAGUGAGCUGCCAGUACUUGUUCGACCAUGCACGAACGCUGGUGUCGGACCUGUGCCUGGAGAGGCAGAUUACGGAGAACUAACGCCGGAGCAGACGAGCAAGCGGCCGAUCAUCUUCGUGGCGCAUAGCUUGGGCGGCAUUGUUGUCAAAAGCGUGCUCAACCACUCGGACGCGGCCCGCCGAGGCGCCCUCAAAGAGCACCGCGCCAUCAAGCUGUUGACAUACGGCAUCCUGUUUAUAGGAACACCCCACCAAGGCGGCAGCGGCGUCGCGCUAGGCAAGCUUAUGGUCAACGUGGCGUCGGUGUUUAUGGCGGCGGACGACCGGCUGCUGCAGCACCUAGAGCGGGACUCGGAGUGGCUGCAGCAGCAGCUGGGGACAGUUGUCCCCCGAGCAUCGGCUGUGGUGCCAGGCGCAGCAGACGGCGAGCCGAUCGCGAUACACGCGGACCACAUCCACAUGGUCAAGUUCGAGUCGAAGACGGACCCUGGGUACAGGACGGUGUCAGGCCACCUGCGGGUGAUGGCAGCAAGAGCAGGUACUAGCAUCGGUGGGCGGUGUGAUACAGAGGCCAAAGUAAACGUGGUCCAUUCCAAUGAGCCUGUUGCGUCGUUCGCUGUCCAGUCUAUCGUGCCCGAGGUGUCGCGCGUGGACCAUUUCGUCGGUCGGAGCGAGGAGCUGGAUGCCAUCCACAGAGAGCUUGAGCAUGACGGGUCUCGCAAGACGGCAGUCGUACACGGUCUAGGUGGGAUGGUCAAGACACAGCUAGCAUUAGCAUACGCGCAACAACAUAAAGACGACUACUCGGCCGUGUUCUGGGUCAACAGCAAGGACGUUGACACGCUGAAGCAGGGUUAUGCGGCCGCAGCGAGACGCGUCUACCGCGAGCAUCCGUCGCUGGUGCAUCUCAAGGCUGUCGCUCAAGGCAGCGAUCUUGACGAAGCGGCGGAGGCACUGCCAGGUCAUGACGGGCCGGGCACGUUCGAUAUCCGGCCGUUCCUUCCUAAAGCGGACCAGGGAGCAGUGUUGAUCACGACGCGGUCGUCUCAGCUGCAUCUGGGUCGUCCCGUCGCGGUGAAGAAGCUGCGGGGCAUUGAGCACAGCCUGGAGAUACUGUCGCAGACGUCCAGACGAGAAAGGCUAAGUCUUGACGUCGACGCUCGGAGGCUAGCUGAAGAGCUGGACGGGUUGCCGCUGGCUUUUGCUACGGCCGGCGCCUACCUCCACCUAGUACCAGAUAGCUUCGCGGAGUAUCUCCAAUCGUACAAAGAGUCGUGGGCUCAACUGAAGCAAGACACCCCGCAGCUGCUGUCAUACGAAGACAGGACGCUGUACACAACGUGGGGAAUCUCUUUCGACCAUGUCAAGAAGCAGAGCUCGCUCGCGACAAAGCUUCUGCAGCUGUGGGCCUACUUUGACAAUCAAGACGUGUGGCUGCAGCUUCUGCAAGAAGGCCGAGACAAUGCGCCAAAGUGGUUCUGCGAACUGACGCGAGAUCGACUUGUGUUUAACAAGGCUGUAAGAGUGCUCUGUGACCAUGCGCUAGUCGAAGCAGAUACGACGCUUGGAGAAGGUGGCAAGGAGUCACGAGGCUACGGCAUGCACAGCUGUGGGCACGCGUGGACGAAGCAUGUGGUAAACGGUGGAUGGGAUGAUGGGAUGGCCAGGCUUGCACUGAGGUGUGUGGGGCUACACGUACCUAGUACGGACGCACUGCAGUACUGGGUGACGCAGCAGCGGCUGCUUCGGCACGCAAACCAAUGUCACAGCUCUGUGAAUACCGUGCUCACGGGACGGGAGGAUGACAUAACUAUAAUGGAUGCAGUUCAUGGCCUAGGCGAUCUCUAUAGGAAUCAGGGCAAGCUAGACAAGGCAGAAGAGAUGCGCGAUCACACGUCGACUCUUGACACGGUCAACAACCUAGGCGCCCUCUACGCUAAUCAGGGCAAGCUAGACAAGGCGGAAGAGAUGUACGAGCGGGCGCUGGAGGGCUACGAAGAGCGCUUUGGGUCUGAUCAUCCGCGUUGUUGUAGUCUCCGCCAAGAUCUCGCGACACUUUAA
Molecule: messenger RNA, 2190 nt
Organism: Pyrenophora tritici-repentis Pt-1C-BFP
Lineage: Eukaryota; Fungi; Ascomycota; Dothideomycetes; Pleosporales; Pleosporaceae
Source: RefSeq, a predicted model, not a curated record